GAGUGAUUUCUGCUCGUCGACCAGUCCUCGUCAACACCAAAUCCCUCUCCCUCCUCCAAGCCAUCCCAGAAACAAAUAAUGGCUGCUGGUAUCAUCUUCCUGUGCUUCACCCUGUCCAUGUUCAUGCUGCAUUGCGGCCACUGCCAGGCGAUACCGCGAACUGGUACCGGCGGCAACCUCACCUCCGUGCAAAUGCAGACACUCGCACUGCUCUCCUUCAAGUCCAUGGUGUCUGACCCUGCCGGCUUGCUUUUUUCGUGGAACAGCUCCAGCCACCCGUGCAAAUGGCGCGGCGUUGGGUGCGGCCGCCGCAGGCACCGCGAUAGGGUCGUCGCGCUGAGCCUCAACUCCCUCGGUUUGUUGGGCAGUAUGUCCCCGUCGCUGGGCAACCUCUCUUACCUCCGUGUCCUCGACCUCGGGGGGAACAGCCUCACAGGGCAUAUACCUCUGGACCUGGGCCGUCUUCGUCGGCUCCGAUUGCUCAACCUCACAGCGAACUCGCUCCAGGGAGACAUCCCAGUGACCCUGGGACGUUGCACCAGUCUCAUGAAGCUUCUCCUCGCCUCCAACCACCUGCGGGGCGAGAUCCCAGGUGAGAUCGGUGCACUGGGAAACCUUGUCAUUCUCAGCAUCGAUGGCAACGACUUGUCGGGGAACAUCCCACCAUCGCUGGGAAACCUGACGUCGCUUGUCAUCAUGAGUCUCGCCAAUAACUCCCUCUCAGGCACCAUCCCUGCAUCCUUUGGCGAUCUCUCCAGCCUCCAACAGCUCCUCCUUUGGCUGAACCAUCUCUCUGGCCACAUACCUCCGUCUCUUGGCCGCCUCUCCAACCUCUUCACGCUUGACCUGGAAACCAACAACCUGACCGGCCCCAUCCCACCUGCCAUCUGGAAUUUAUCGUCACUGGUCAUCUUUGCCGUGAACGUCAACCAGCUCUCGGGGAGAGUACAUCAGGAUGCAUUCCACAAGCUUCCUCACCUCCAGGUGUUCUCCCUGAUGGAGAAUCUCUUCCAUGGUCAUCUCCCGUCGUCCCUUGUAAACGCUACCAACCUCGUUGAGUUCGAGGCCGCCUACAACUCCUUCACCGGCACGGUGCCUCCGAACAUCGGAAGGUUGCAGAGCCUCCAAUGGUUAGUCCUGGCAUUUAACUCUCUCGAAGCUAAAAGUCCUGCGGACUGGGGUUUCAUGCGGGCAUUGACAAACUGCUCCCAGCUACAAAACUUGGAACUGCGCUAUAAUAAGCUCAGUGGGAGUCUUCCUUCUGCUGUUUCCAAUUUAUCAUCCACGACGCUAACAUUUCUUUCCCUCGGCAACAACGAGAUUUCAGGUCAGAUACCUGAAGAAAUAGGUAACCUUGUGAGUUUGCAGGACCUUGAACUGCACAACAAUUCUCUUACAGGAAAUAUCCCAUCUUCGCUUAGUAUGAUUCGAGAUCUGACAGUUUUGAGACUAGAUAAUAACAGCUUGGGAGGGCCAGUCCCGACAACCAUAGGUAAUUUAACUCAACUUACCAAUCUGGCCCUAGCAAUGAAUGACUUAAGCGGAAUCAUUCCGAGUACUGUAGGAAGCUUGGUGUCUCUACUGCAACUAGACCUCUCUAGUAAUUAUUUCACAGGGGCGAUCCCCAGUAGUCUAUUCAACAUCACCACACUUGCCAUAUCUCUUGAUAUCUCCAAUAAUCUUUUGGAAGGAUCCAUACCACCUGGCAUUGGGAAUCUACAAAACCUUGCAGAGUUUCAUGCAAUGUCUAAUCAGCUCAAGGGGAAAAUUCCUAUUACUCUAGCAAAAUGCAAGCUUCUCCAGAUUCUCCAGCUACAAAAUAACUCAUUCACGGGUAAUAUUCCAUCACCCUUGAGUGAGUUAAAGGGUUUAGAAAUUCUCGACCUCUCAAGCAACAAUUUUUCUGGCCAAAUACCAAAGUUCCUUGGAGAUUUUACCACACUCUAUCAUCUAAACCUUUCUUUCAAUAAUUUUGAUGGCCAAGUGCCAACUGCCGGAGUUUUCGCAAAUGCUACUGAGAUUUCAGUCUUGGGCAAUACCAAGCUUUGCGGGGGAAUUCAAGACCUACAUUUACCCCCAUGUUUUCUUCACAUUCCCAAUAUAAGGCACAAAUUACCCGUGCUUGCAAUUGUUAUUUUGCUUGUAGCAACAAUAACAUGCAUCGUUUCGCUGCUCCUCCUGUUCUUCUUUGCAUGGCACAAGAAAAGAGCAAGCGAAACCCUUCCAUCAGCCGUCAUGCGAGGCUGCCAUGUUGUCUCUUACCAGCAGCUGGCACACGCAACAGAUGGUUUUUCAACAGCCAAUUUGUUAGGUGAGGGGAGCUACGGAUCUGUCUACAGAGGAAACUUAUGUGAUCCAACAGGAGGGGAAGAUAAUGCCGUCGCUGUAAAGGUACUAAAACUUCAGACACCAGGGGUGCUAAAGAGCUUCGCAGCCGAGUGCGAGGCGAUGAGGAACCUACGGCACCGGAAUCUCGUGAAGAUAAUCACAGCGUGCUCAAGUAUCGACUUCAGCGGGAAUGACUUCAAAGCAAUCGUGUUUGACUUCAUGCCCAAUGGAAGCUUAGAAGAGUGGCUCCAUCCUAACAUGAAUAACCAACCAGAAGAGAGACACUUGAGCCUUGUCCAGAGAGUGAGCAUACUCUGUGACGUGGCUCAUGCAUUGGAUUAUCUCCAUUUCAAUGCAGCUGCACCGGUUGUGCAUUGUGAUCUUAAGCCAAGCAAUGUGCUUCUGGAUGAUGACAUGGUAGCACAUGUUGGAGAUUUUGGAUUGGCCAGGAUUCUUGCAGAGGGAUGCUCAUCUUUUCAACCCUCAACUAGCUCAAUGGGAUUCAGAGGAACAAUUGGUUAUGCUCCUCCAGAGUACGGUGCUGGAAAUAUGGUUUCUACUCAUGGAGACAUCUAUAGCUACGGAGUUCUUAUUCUUGAAAUGGUAACGGGAAAAAGGCCCACGGACAACAUGUUUGAUCAUGGAUUAAGCCUUCGCAAGUACGUCGAGAUGUCCUUGAUCAAUAACAGAAUGAUGGACAUUAUCGACGCUGAACUGGCGAACGAGAUUGGUAAUGGUUCAGCAUCCACGGGUGAUCCAAAGGAAGGAAGGGCUGAAACUCUCAUUUCUCUACUUAAGUUGGGGAUUUUGUGCUCCAAAGAAAUGCCGGCAAAUAGAAUAUCAACCAAGGAUAUCAUCAGGGAACUACAUGCCAUAAAAAAUUGAAGUACUCACACGUGGAGACCAUGAUUCUAGAUAUCAUGCAAUUACAGAUUGAUAUGUUGGCUAAUGUAGAACGAAAUGAAGAAGAUAUUUUUUUUUGAAUUGGUGUGUUGUAAGCAUAUUACACAUGUACAGCCUCGUCUCACAACUGAAUUAAUGCACAAUUUGUGUAA
Lolium rigidum is the source of this 3383-nucleotide messenger RNA. RefSeq names its product receptor kinase-like protein Xa21. Gene Ontology annotation, cellular component: plasma membrane. Gene Ontology annotation, biological process: protein phosphorylation. Lineage: Eukaryota; Viridiplantae; Streptophyta; Magnoliopsida; Poales; Poaceae. Gene Ontology annotation, molecular function: protein kinase activity; protein binding; ATP binding. The coding region runs from base 79 to 3213 and encodes 1044 amino acids. The record is from RefSeq and is a predicted model, not a curated record. The transcript is spliced from 2 exons.